This is a messenger RNA of Stereum hirsutum FP-91666 SS1, 1287 nucleotides long. RefSeq names its product Mov34-domain-containing protein. NCBI's taxonomy places the organism in Eukaryota, Fungi, Basidiomycota, Agaricomycetes, Russulales, Stereaceae. Gene Ontology annotation, cellular component: proteasome regulatory particle, lid subcomplex. Gene Ontology annotation, biological process: protein deubiquitination; proteasome-mediated ubiquitin-dependent protein catabolic process. Gene Ontology annotation, molecular function: metallopeptidase activity; protein binding; proteasome binding. Bases 41 to 976 code for a protein of 311 amino acids. The transcript is spliced from 6 exons. The record is from RefSeq and is a predicted model, not a curated record.
CUGUCGACCGCCUCAACUACUCCUUCCUCAACCGAAGAUAAUGGAUGCCAACUUUGCACGCAUGCUUGAGGGUGCUGCCGGACGCGGCGGCGGCGGUGGAGGUGGUGCGGAGGCCACGGUGCCAGACAAUGGAGAAGUCAUCCACAUAUCCUCACUCGCUCUUCUCAAAAUGUUGAAACACGGUCGUGCGGGAGUGCCUAUGGAAGUCAUGGGUCUCAUGCUCGGCGAAUUCGUCGACGAAUAUACCGUACAAGUUAUCGACGUCUUCGCCAUGCCUCAGUCUGGAACAACGGUAUCUGUCGAGUCCGUGGACCAUGUUUUCCAAAUGAAAAUGGUUGAGAUGUUGAAGCAAACAGGAAGACCUGAGACCGUCGUGGGCUGGUAUCACUCGCAUCCAGGCUUCGGAUGCUGGUUAUCAAGUGUAGAUAUCAACACACAACAGUCUUUCGAAUCUCUAGACCCCCGUUCGGUCGCAGUUGUCGUAGACCCAAUCCAGUCCGUCAAGGGCAAAGUCGUCAUCGAUGCCUUCCGUCUGAUCAAUCCACACAUGCUUCUCUCCGGUCAAGAACCCCGCCAAACGACGUCGAACAUCGGACACAUCAACAAACCCUCUAUUCAAGCGCUCAUCCAUGGCCUGAACAGGCAUUACUAUUCGAUAGCGGUGAACUACAGGAAGACGGAGCUGGAGCAGGCCAUGCUUAUGAACCUGCACAAGAGGAAUUGGACGGAGGGCCUGAAGUUGAAGGACUUCAAGAGCCACAAGGAGAACAAUGAAAAAGCUAUCAAGUCGAUGCUUUCGCUCUCAGAAGCGUACAAUAAAUCUGUACAAGAAGAGUCGACCCUCACACCCGAACAGCUCAAGACGCGACACGUAGGGAAACAGGACCCGAAGCGCCAUUUGGAAGAGGCUGUCGAGAAAGCGAUGGGCGAUCAGGUGGUGCAGAAUCUGGGGACGAUGUUGCUUGCCGAGUUGUAGUACCACUAUCCUCCAAGCAUCGAUUCCAAGAGCUUUCGCUCCAUUAGCCACUAGCCACCAGAUCAACUAACGCAAACUCAUACGGGCGAAACAAUUACUUUCGCGAUAUGACUUGUGCUUUCUGAUCCGGGCUCCUUCACUUCAUUGUGAUCGUUCACUCGGGGCUGGUGGUGUGUUGUGCGUCAGUAGGCUUCGGUGCGGAAGCUGAGUGCGCAGUUGCGGUUGCGGCGGUUGUUCUUUCAUCGUGCAUGAUGUAGUUUGUAUUAUUUCGAUCCAUCUCUCGGUUCUCCUCUUCCAUCCGUUUCCGGAAC